Molecule: messenger RNA, 1421 nt
Organism: Neopsephotus bourkii (Bourke's parrot)
Lineage: Eukaryota; Metazoa; Chordata; Aves; Psittaciformes; Psittacidae
Gene: IFT38
Product: clusterin associated protein 1
Exons: 12
Coding region: 30-1280 (416 amino acids)
Biological process (GO): cilium assembly
Cellular component (GO): cilium; intraciliary transport particle B; centrosome
Source: RefSeq, a predicted model, not a curated record
GUUUUGCUUGUUUUUCAGAUUUUACUGAGAUGAUGAGGGCACUGGGGUAUCCCCGACUCAUAUCUAUGGAGAGUUUCCGUACCCCAAACUUCAUGCUUGUUUCUGAAGUGCUCUUCUGGCUAGUGAAAAGGUAUGAACCUCAGACUGAUAUUUCUCCUAAUGUGGAGACAGAGCAGGACCGGGUUUUCUUCAUUAAGGCAGUGGCUCAGUUCAUGGCUACCAAAGCUCACAUAAAGCUCAACACUAAGAACCUCUACCAGGCAGAUGGCUACGCAGUGAAGGAACUGCUAAAGAUCACCUCUGUGCUUUAUGAUGCUAUGAAUACCAAGGGAGUGGAACACAUGAAUUUGAGUGAGGAAGACAGCAGCAAGUUCAAGUUUGAUCUUGGCUCAAAAAUUGCUGACUUGAAGGCAGCUAGACAGCUUGCUUCCGAAAUCACCUCCAAAGGGGCAAGUAUGUAUGACUUACUUGGCAAAGAAGUCGAACUAAGGGAAGCAAGAACAGAAUCUAUUGCUAGACCUUUGGAGAUAAAUGAGGCUGAGAAGGUGAUGAAAAUCGCCAUCAACUGUGUUAUGGAAGAAGUCCAAAAGACUAAAGAUAUGUUGAAUAAUGUGGCUUUGGAUGAAGCCAGUUUGGAAGCCAAGAUUGAAAAACGGAAAUUGGAAUUGGAAAGAAGCCAAAAGAGGCUCCAGACUCUACAAAGUGUGCGUCCUGCUUUUAUGGAUGAGUAUGAGAAGAUUGAGGAGCAACUGCAGAAACAGUACAGUAGUUACCUAGAAAAAUUCCGUAAUCUGACCUACCUGGAGCAGCUCCUGGAGGAUCGUCGACGGACAGAGCAAGAAAUGUUUGAGGAAGCAGCAAACAUGCUCCGUCUUACGCAGAACAGGCUGAAGGAAGAGGAGCAACUCCUGCUUAAAGGUGCAACUAACGACGAUUCUGAUGUAGAGAUUACAGAUGAUGAUGGAUCCGACAGUGAAAUGCAAGACAGGCAGACCAGAAAGCAGCACACUUCCGUGGGAACACUGCUACAAGGAAGAGCUGGUGUACGGAUUGUGGGAACAAUGCAAGGUGGAGGUACAGAGGAAGAUGGGAGAUCUGCCUCAGGCACACCCAAGAUCAUCGCCAAGGCACAGGAGGACUCGGGGGAUAGCGAGAUUGACCUGGAUGAAGAUGAGGAAGACGAUGAUAUGGAAGACAAAAGCAUAGAACUCUCACCAAGAAAAUUUGUUCUCCAAGCAAGGAAGCCAGAGCCACUGGAGGAAAGUGAUAAUGACUUCUGAACCUGUAGUAGUAGGACCAGGAGACAUCUUGAAAUACAGACUUUGGAGAGCAUGCAAGCCAGGAGCUAAUAUCCCACCAUAUUUUCAGCAUGAAUUCAGGAGUCUUUAAAUAGUGUUCAUUAAACUUGAAAAUGAAACUUG